Penicillium soppii is the source of this 771-nucleotide messenger RNA. RefSeq lists its product as uncharacterized. Bases 1 to 771 code for a protein of 256 amino acids. The record is from RefSeq and is a predicted model, not a curated record. The transcript has a single exon. Lineage: Eukaryota; Fungi; Ascomycota; Eurotiomycetes; Eurotiales; Aspergillaceae.
AUGAGUUUGGUCUUCCAAACACUGAGAGGAGUUCACUUGGAAGAGUUCCUUCCUGAAGGUAUCGUCAAUCUCUGGGCAGGCAGUCACCUCAAUGUCGCAUUGCCAUUGUGGCAAGGUUUCACUGCAGUUGCUAACGCAGACGCGAUGGGUGGGAGGCUCGCUUUUCAAGAAUUUCUGUUCCAUGAGAAUCCGCUCGUGCGGCAAUGGGCCGAGAAUCAUCGUGAUGCUUUCAACGAUAUUCGCAACUCGCCUGAUCCUGAGCUUCGCCAAUACUAUCGAGAUCUUCAUCAGAUACGACAGCAGCACACACAGCAAACGUGGGAGAAGAAGAAGUCUGACAAAUUGCAAGCAUACUUGUCUGGUAAGAAGGCCACUGUCGGGGAAAGCCACUACGGGGAACUCAGCACGAUAAGGAUUGGAAGUUACCAAUUUACAAUCUCUCGAAAGCUCGGGCUGAAGGUCAAUGAUGGAGACGAAGUCUUUGUUCGGUUUGAAUUGACUGCAACUCCUCAUCCACAUGCCUAUGCUUGCAACGCGCGGAGAGAUGACCCUGCCAGUCGCUUUGCCAUCUCUGUCAAGGGUCACAACACAAGCGGAGAUUUCUUCGGAUGGCUGACUACUGGUGGAGAGUUGAAUGUUAAAAAAAUGAACUCCCUUGUGGACGUACUGGAGGGAUGCUCCCGAAAAGAGAGUCUAACAUUUAAGAGGCGCUGGCACAUAAAGCGCAAGAUUCCAGGAGAAAGAUCUUCGAGAGGCCAUGUGUAUACAUAG